UGCAGUUAAUCCACUAAACAUAUUCCUUACACAGAACUCCUUCAAUCAGGCUCCCCGGGCUGGCUGAGUUCCCGUCCAGAGCCUGCUCUGAUAAGCCAUGUUAUCCUCCCGGGAUGAGGUGCAGUGUUGCUGAUGCUCAUCACUUUCCCACACAUAGAGACACGGGGCUGCUGCUAUAUAAUCUCAGGCUUCUCCCAGCCAGGAUUUCCCCUGCUUCUGUGGCCGGAUUGGCUGCAUGCUCCUCGGGCUGUGUGCUGUGUACACACCGCUGGCUGGAUAUGUAUGGCUUCCUGGCUAGGACUCCUCACAGAGCAAUGAUGAGCAGCAGAAUCAGUUUCUUUGAGGUGGAAAUUCUAGACUGCAGAACAAAGCAACAAUUAUGCUUUCUCGAUAAGGUAGAACCUCAUCUUACAGUUAGUGACGUAAAAUUGAUGUUACACAAAUGUUAUCCUCAGUGGUAUCCAGCACGACAAUCUAUACGGUUAGACCCAAAGGGCAGGUCACUAAAGGAUGAAGAAAUCCUGCAGGAUCUUCCAGUUGGCACAACAGCUACAUUAUAUUUCAGAGACUUGGGUCCUCAGAUCGGAUGGACUAUGGUUUUUCUACUAGAAUCUACAGGGCCACUUUUUGUAUACUUUUUAUUCUAUUUCCGAAUGCCUUUUUUCUAUGGAUUAGCUAAGGCUUUUACAUCAAGUCCUCACUCCGUUGUACACUUGGCAUGCUGCUGCCACUCGUUCCACUAUAUCAAAAGGUUGAUUGAAACAAUAUUUGUUCAUCGAUUUUCACAUGGGACAAUGCCGUUGAAGAGUAUUGUAAAGAUUGUUUUACAGAACUGCUUCUACUACUGGGGAUUUGCAGCGUGGCUUGCGUACUAUAUUAAUCAUCCUUUAUACACUCCGCCCAUUUAUGGAAAAAUGCAGAUAAGCUUGUCUAUGGUCAUGUUUCUGAUGUGUGAAACUGGUAAUUUCUCCAUCCAUGUAGCACUGAGUAAUCUGAGACUAGACGGUUCCAGAUCGCGGAGGUUUCCCUUCCCAACACGAAAUCCUUUUACUUGGCUGUUUUUCUUUGUGUCAUGUCCUAACUACACUUAUGAGGUGGGUAGCUGGAUUAGUCUCACUGUGAUGACCCAGUGUUUCCCAGUUGGACUAUUUACCCUGAUUGGUUUCAUUCAGAUGACAAUUUGGGCAAGGGAGAAACAUUAUCGAUAUAUUAAGGACUUCAAAGACUAUCCUAGACUACGGAUGUCAAUCAUCCCCUUACUGCUGUGAGGACAGAUGGGCAACAAAGAGAACAUUUGUAUUACAUUUUACUAUUUGAUACUAUAAUAUGUAAGAAAUAUAAAUGUAAUCAAAGGCAUUACAUUUUUAAAAUAGAUUUUGUAUGGCUCUUUCUGCAGAUUUAAGCAGCCGGAACUUCCAUUAUUUGAAUAUGCAGCAUUUAUAAAUUAUUAAAGUAACAUCAAACAUU
Pseudophryne corroboree (corroboree frog) is the source of this 1467-nucleotide messenger RNA. RefSeq names its product very-long-chain enoyl-CoA reductase-like. The transcript has 13 exons. The record is from RefSeq and is a predicted model, not a curated record. Lineage: Eukaryota; Metazoa; Chordata; Amphibia; Anura; Myobatrachidae. The coding region runs from base 114 to 1268 and encodes 384 amino acids. Gene Ontology annotation, molecular function: oxidoreductase activity, acting on the CH-CH group of donors. Gene Ontology annotation, biological process: very long-chain fatty acid biosynthetic process.